Molecule: messenger RNA, 4473 nt
Organism: Gloeophyllum trabeum ATCC 11539
Lineage: Eukaryota; Fungi; Basidiomycota; Agaricomycetes; Gloeophyllales; Gloeophyllaceae
Exons: 10
Coding region: 78-4421 (1447 amino acids)
Source: RefSeq, a predicted model, not a curated record
AUUGUCGAAGCCUUCGCGUGUUGAAGCCCAGCAAAUCAAUAUACGAGACACGUUAGAGUGACCCCCAGGCUGCAACGAUGGCGGCGUCGUCCGUGGACGUGCGUGUUGAAGAACGAGUGGCACAGUUAGAAGCAAUCUCACAGCGUCGGAAUGAGCUCCUUCGACAGAUGUACUAUCUGCUUCGCCGACGGAAGGAUGUUCACGCAAUGCUAGAAGCGACGGAGGACCACGAUGACGGUGUUGACCUGGAGGCUUUCUUGGAUAGAUUUGACUUGAAUAAGCACCCGGAAACAGGUGGUAUUGAGAAUCUCGCCGAAAUUGACCUCCCACUGGAACCGCUAUCGCCCCGAGAAGAUGAUCGGUCUGGCGACGAUAUUCAGCCUGCCACGGACGGGGACAAUCCGUCACUGAAGGCUGAAUCAGAUGGUGAUUCCGACUCUCCCAUGUCUGAAUCGCCCCUUUCGCCCGAGCCUAAGGAUGGACAAGAAGGUCCUACCGACGCCCAGAUUGAGGAAGACUUACAGUAUCCAGAGUCGCCUGUGGAAGUCAGUAGAGCCGAGUCGGAAUACAGGACUGCUUCUCCUGCCUCUCCUGAACAUGAUCGUUCUGAAGCCACUGCACAUGACGCAGAGCAUGGGCAGGGCUCCUCUCCUGCAAGUGAAAUGCUGGCAGAAGACGUCCAAGGAGACGAAGACGACGACGAACGAGACGAGUUAGAUCUGAUCAGCAAUCGCUCCUCAACUUCGCCAUAUCCUCAGGCUUCGGUUGCUCAUAGUGGUACUCCCCACGCACGGCCUACGUCGGCAGACGAGGAGCCAUCCAAUGAUGAAGAGGAAGCGGAUGGGGAAGAGCUUACAGCCAGAGAACAGGAAGUUGAUGAACCAGAUGAAGAGUCUGAAGAAGCCAGAGAAGACGAAUGGGAGGCUCUAGGCUUCAACAAGCAUCUUCAGGAAGAGGAUGACAGCGAUGCCGAUUCGAAUGCAGAUGAGAAAAUCGUACCAGAACAAUCGAAUCCGCGUGAAGCGCAAGAGAGGCUGUCGAGAGAAGACGAUGGCCGGAUUUCUGAGGUCAGGGGAAGUCCUGAACAUGAGCAACCCGCAAUGUCUACUUCGCCGGAUAUCUCAAUGGAGGUCGUGGAAGAGAGGGCUUCUAUCGACACGGAGGACCAACCAGCGACGGACAAGGCCAGGUCGGGAGAACUACAGGCUGAGCAGCAGACGACCCUCUCUCCCGAGCAUAUCGAGGAUUCGCAGCAAGUUCCGAGUCUGCGGAGGGAUGCGUCACUCGAGAAUACGGUGCGCGAAGCUAGAGCCGCAUACGUUCAGCUUGCAUCUCAGGACACCAAUAUGCAAGGAGUAGUGGGGAACAUUGACUUAGAUCGGAAGUCCGCUGCUCCUUCAAGCGCAAGGGAGACUAGGGAUUCCUCAGGAAUGUUCUCUCCUCUGAGUUCCGAUGCUCAAACGCCGGAACGUGCGGAUACGCACAAGCGCCCUUCUCCAUAUGUCAUCCCUACUCCUUCGUCUCCCGUCCACGAAUAUCCCGCCUACGAUUUCACUCCCUUGUCACAAUUGCAGGAGUCUCCCUCCGGACGCUCAGCUUCGGCUGCUGGACAUGGGCCCCGAGUGAACCCAUGCUACACCCUACCCCCAUUGAAGGCCCUGCCCUCGGAAUUCAAUCGAAAGGGUAAAACUCUCAAACAGCGCAAACGUGACAAGGAGCGAGAAAAGAGUGAUAAAGGUUCGGAACGAGGAGAUGGCAAAAGAGACGGGAAGGACGACUGGAUAUCCCUUGGAGCAAAUCGAUGGGGAGCCACAAUGCGCGCAAAUCCGGUGUGGAAAAGAGUCUCCCGCGCGCAGAAGUGUCUAACUACUCGAGAGUGGAGUGUGGCUUACACAGAGCUGCGCUUUGUCCGAGCCCUAGACCGGGUCGAAAGCCUGAAGGAUAAAGGGAAAUGGAGCUUUAGGCAGCCGAAAAAGCAGAGAGCCGUCGGUGUUACGAAUAAGACCCAUUGGGAUUAUCUGUUGCACGAAAUGCAAUUGAUGCGCAUUGAUUUUCGCGAAGAACGAAAAUGGAAAUAUGUUCUAGCGUUCGAACUAGCUUGUGCGGCUGUCGAUUGGCAUCUGGCUGGAAGCACUGAGGAAAGACAUAAAUUGGGUAUUUCGGUUUAUUGGAGACGACCCGCACCACAGCAGGAGACGGAGCCUCAGGGUGAAGUCAUGGAGCCGGAGCAAGAGGACGAAGAUACGCAGCAAGACGCUAGCAGCCCCGAUGGCAAGAACCCCAUGUCAAUGAUAGACUACCCAUCAUCUGAGGCAUCUGAUGACGAGCAAGAGCAAGAUAAUGAUCAACAGGAGAACGAUGUUAUCGACGACCUCGCCGGUGACACUGCUUUCCAAGAUGUUCUCCGAGAUCUGGAGCAGGACAGACUCAACGCAGAUGCUGCAGAUGCUGUGCCUAAGGUUGAGGACAUCGAGGACCAACACAUGAUGUCUUCCGAUCCUCAGGAGAAUGGAAUGGACGCGUCGCGUGCGAAACUGAUGGAAGGUGAUGCCGCCCCCAUCAAGGCCGAAGAGGAUGCUUCAUCCUUGCCUAAUCCUGCAUUGAAGACGGGGGCUUCAGAUCCGGUCCUGGGCUCUCAAGUGAAUAUCGGAAUGAGCACUCGUCAGGCCUCUAAGCCUAAUCCAUACAACCCGUUAAGAGACAGCAUCAUAUACUCCGACGCCACCAUGUUAUUCUUGGACCUCAGCGAUGCUGAUGGAGUCGGAGAAUUCGCCAACUCGGGUUCACAGCAGGAUCCACUAGAUGUACCCCGCCCCCCUCCAGAUUUGUCCGAGGUAUUUCCCGAGCUUCGCCCUCUCGAAAUGCUGGACCCGCCAUCGAGUGCAGCCCCUGUGGUCGAAGGGAAAAAGAAAGGGGACAAGAAGGAAGACCCGCACAAGAGAGUUGACGACACUAAUAUAACGAAAUUAACGCCUGUCACGCAAUUCAUGCAAGUUAAACCCACAUUGAUUGGGCCUGCCCAGCCCUCUAAGAGGUGGAGAAAAGGAAGAUGGCUCCCUUCAGAGGAGCCUCUUGUUCUCCUCGACCUGGAUAAUACUCCUCCCCGUGUUCAGCCGGAAAGGAUGCCCCAAAGUGGGCUAUUUGUCGGGCAUAAGCAAGCCAAUGGUGAAGGCCCAAGCAGAGAGCAUCCUAUGAUGCCCCAACCACCUAAAGACGCGAAGAAGAGGAUUCUCGAAUACCCAUGGACGGCCCCCGAGGAUUCACUUCUGAAGUCUCUCGCCGACAAGUUCCCCAACAACUGGCUCCUCAUUGCCGAAUGUUUCAAUGCUUCGCGAGUGACGUUGAGUACUGAUAGACGGACUCCCUGGGAUUGCUACGAGAGGUGGUCGACGAAAUGGGGUAGUGGCACGACCUUGAAGGAGGUAACGGAAAUGCCUCCUCCUCCCCCACCCUCUACUCAAGGACAAAUGACCACUCGGGGUGUGAAACGAUCUGUGAGCGCCAUGCAAAGCCCUAGCAGUCCUAGUCCAUCAAGCAUUGCGCCAACACCAACAGCACUCAAUACUGAGUCUCGUAAGCGUCGCAGACAUCAAUUGAUUCACGAGACCAUGCGCAAGGCUGCCAAGCGACGCGAGGUAACCAUGAAAACAACUGCAGUUACCCAGCGGAAAACCACCGCGGUCCAUGAUACUCAUGGUCAAUACACCAACCUACCGAAGCACACACCGCUGGAACUCAGUCGUAAGAAAGCCGAGAAGGAGGCUAGAGCAAGCCAGGAACUACAGUUAGCUAGGAGGCAGGAGGAGAUUACCAGGCAAGCGCAGCUUCGUAACCAGCAGGCGAUACAGGGAGCCCAAGGUGUCCCGAAUAUGCUUCAGCAGGCUCAGAUGCUACAACAGCAACAUAAUGGUGCCGCUAGGAUUGCGAACGGACUGGCUGCUCCAGCGCUGCCCCAAAUCCGUAAUCAGGUCAACAUAUCUCAGCAGCGCUUACCUAGUAUUAAUGUUCCAAACACUCGCCUGUCGGAACAGCAGAUGGCGCAAAUGCAAAAUAAUGCUGCCCAGCAGAAUUCUCCCCCUCGCAACUCAGCCACGCCGACCAAUCCGUUUAAUCCCCCUCGUCCGCCGUCUGUGCAGCCCCCACAAAACACGAUCCCGACAAUGCAAGGUGUCGCACCGAACACCAUCCCGCGACCCCCUAUGCCCAACCCAAAUCAGUACUACCAGCUCCAGGGUGCAACUUACGGGAACGAUCCUUUGGAACAUGCUCUACGUAUUCAGAGUAUGCAGCAGUACGCCGCUCGAUUCCAUGCAUUGCAGGCCCAGGCCCAGGCACAACAAGCGCAGAACGCCCAAUCAGGAGGAACUCAGAACAAUACGCCUCAAGCUAAUCAGCAGCAGCCAACGUAUCCUCAAUCCUGAAUUAUUGCACGUUUUAUAUUAUUCGUGGGGUUAAGCAUUAUUUCUGACGAGC